AUGAUAGCCAUCCUCUCAAGCUCACCUAUCAUAAUGUUGAAGACGACGAAGGUGAAUCUUAUUGUCAAAUAUGCGAAGGAAAACGAAAUCCAAAAGAUUGGUUCUACUACUGCAAAAAAAUGUGACUUCGACUGCCAUCCUGAUUGCGUUUUAGGGAGGUAUCCUCAAGUCAAGUUAGAGGGCCGUUACAAGCAUGAUGCUCACCCACACCUUGUCACCCUAGUUGAUAAAAUUAAGAGCGUCAUUUGUUUUGAUAAGAGAGAGAGCAUUCUUCCUUUUGAGGCAUGUGGCAAACCUUGUGAAGGAUUGGUCUUUGAAUGGUCUGGCUGUAAUGUAGACAUCCACCAGUCAGAAUUAAACUGUAGAGGAAGAGAAAUAGAGCUUGAACAUUUCAGUCACAAGAAUCCAUUGAUGUUCAAGGACAAGCAGAUAAAUAUUGAUAGUGGACUAGUUUUCUGCUUUGGGUGUGCAAACCCAAUGCUCUACAGUUCCAACCAAUAUCCUCACGGCAACUUCACUCUCCAUAAAUCAUGUGCGGAGCUACCCAAUGAGAUGCAACACCCUCUGCACCCUAUGUACCCACUUGGUCUCCUCACCAUUGGAGAUUACACUUGUGUUGUGUGUGACCAACACUACAAAGACCGCUUGGCUUACAAUUGUUCCCAAUGUGACUUCAACCUUGACCUCAAAUGUGCUUCCAAUUGGCACAACAUUGGAAAUUAUGACUGCCAUAAGCACAAAUUCACCGUCCUUCUGAAGUGGCGAAUGAAAUUUACGUGUGAUGUCUGUGGCCAAGAUGGACAUGGCAUUGCUUACCUCUGUAGCAAUUGUCAGCUGUUGGUUCAUAAGAGAUGCACUUUAUUACCAUGCCACAUCAAAAUAACUGCACACCAACACCCUCUCAUGCUUAGAUGGUCCUUUGAAGCAAGCUUUCAACUUGACGACCAAUUUUGUAAAGUCUGCCACAAGCCCUUCAUCCAAAAGAAGAAAAUUUGUGGUGUUUAUUAUUGUGAGAAUUGCAAUUACUUUGCCCACAAUACAUGUGUGAUAAAGGAGGACGUCCUAGAUGAAACAACUGCAAUGGAACAAGAAAAUCAAGAUCCCUAUGCCGCAACGAUCGAGACCAUUGAUCAUGAAAAUAUGAUACUAAUUGUUGAGCCGGUCCAUAAGUUGAACUUGGAGCAGAACCAGCUAGAAUUAGGUGUGCAGAUCAAGCACUUCAGUCAUGAUCAACAUUUCUUAUCCCUGAGUGAUCAUCAUGAGGCAGCUAAAGAUAUUUCUGAUAGAAUAACUACUUGUCACUGCUGCAUUCGACCAAUCACUGUCACUGAUGCAUUUUAUAGCUGCACAGAACAACAGUCCUUUCUCCACAAACCCUGUGCUCAAUUGCCCACACAGAGACUUCACCCAUUUCAUCCACACCCACUCAAACUCCUCUCAAGGGCACCUAUGCUGUCGGAUAGCGAGUCAUCGUUAGGCAGUGAGCCCAAUGCGUUCGAUGAGGAGUUGUCAUCGGGCUGGGACACGUCCAGUGGGGCUGCGAGCCUCUAG
Messenger RNA from Prunus dulcis (almond), 1551 nucleotides. RefSeq lists its product as uncharacterized. The record is from RefSeq and is a predicted model, not a curated record. The transcript has 3 exons. Lineage: Eukaryota; Viridiplantae; Streptophyta; Magnoliopsida; Rosales; Rosaceae. Bases 1 to 1551 code for a protein of 516 amino acids.